AUGGCCGCUUCUAUGGAGCUUGAACGAGCACAAGCUUUAACCUUUCCAGAUCAUAAAAGUGCCAUAAAUGCAUAUAAGGACAUUGUGAAAAGAGAUGUACAAAGCACAGAUGAAGAAGGUAUAAAGUUGAAAGAACAAAGUAUUCUAGAAUUAGGAUCACUUUUACAGAAAGAGGGCCAUGCAGAAGAAUUAGGAUGGCUUGUCAAAGGAGUCCGUCCAUUUUUAAAGUCUAUAAGCAAAGCAAAAGCAGCAAAGCUUGUUCGAACUCUUGUCGACCUGUUUUUGGACAUGGAAGCCGGCACUGGAUUAGAGGUGCAAUUAUGUAAAGAAUGCAUUGAGUGGGCAAAAGAAGAGAAGAGGACAUUUUUAAGACAAGCACUCGAAGCAAGAUUGGUAGCUUUAUAUUUUGACACCGAGCAAUAUGAGGAUGCCUUGAAAUUAGGAUCGAUUCUACUUCGAGAACUAAAGAAAUUGGAUGAUAAACAACUCUUGGUGGAAGUACAACUAACAGAGUCGAGAACAUACCAUGCUCUUGGAAAUCUCCAGAAAGCCAGAGCCGCUCUCACAUCUGCCCGCACAACUGCAAAUUCCAUUUAUUGUCCACCUAAAAUGCAAGCAGCCCUCGACCUUCAAUCUGGUAUUUUACAUGCUGCAAGUGAAAAAGAUUGGAAAACAGCGUAUUCAUAUUUCUACGAAGCAUUUGAAGGAUACGACUCUAUUGAGAGCAAACGUGCAGUGUCAGCUUUAAAAUACAUGCUUCUUUGCAAGAUAAUGCUAAAAAGCCCUGAAGAUGUACAAUCGAUCAUCAGUGGGAAAUUGGCAUUGAAAUAUGCAGGAAGAGAGAUUGACGCCAUGAAAAGCAUUGCAAAAUCGAGUCAUGACCGAUCCAUCUCAGGAUUGAAAGCUUCUCUUAAUGAUUAUGAAAAAGAGUUGAAAGCCGAUCCAAUAAUCUGUGCUCAUCUUGAUAAAUUAUACGAUCAUUUGCUGGAACAAAAUCUUCUCAGAAUUAUCGAGCCUUUCUCUAGAGUGCAGGUUGCACACAUAGCAAGCAUCAUAAACAUCACACUGAGCAUAGUGGAAAAGAAAUUAUCACAAAUGAUUUUGGAUAAAAAGUUUCAUGGUAUCCUGUCACAAGGCGAAGGUGUCCUGAUUCUUUUUGACGAACCAGUUGUCGACAAAACUUAUGAAACCUCGCUGGAAGUGAUAAGCGGAAUGUCACUCGUCGUAGAUAGUCUCUAUCAAAAAGCAAAAAAGCUUACAUAAAGAAGAAAUGCAUAAAUAUUACAGAACUUUAGAAGUCCUCUGCAACUAUUCCUUCCUUUUAUUUUGAACUUUGAAUAUUAAGUCAAAAAUUCAGUACAUUUAAGGAUUACCUGAAUUGUAAUGUAACAUCAGCAAUCUGCCAAUUUUGUAGAAAUGAAGAAACAUUCUUGCAACCAAUUAUUUUCUAUUUUUACAAUUUUGGUGCGUUUCAUUUCGCUAGUUGAAAUUGCUGCUUUCACAUUAAUAUAGUGGGCAAGUAACAAAUCUCAUAGCCAAGUCUUAGGAAUAACGUAUAAGUUCUCUUAAAAAAGUUCAUAAAUUAAGCAAUGGAACAUUGUUUAUACCAUCGCUAUACUUUAUUAUGGUUCACCUAAGUAUCGCGAUUUUGUAAAUAACCUUCAAACAAACAAAAAAGUUCUUUUUGUAAAAAAAUUCCUUUGUGCUACCGUAUUUCUGAUUUUAAACGUAGUUUAAGAUGUUCUCAAUGCUAUCAAGUUCGAUCCAAAUGUACAGACUGGUUGUCCUGAAAUUUGUUUCAUACACGAAGGUCACUAGACAAGCGUAUUGUAUGAUGCCAUGCUAAUAAAGGAUUUUUCAAAUAUAA
Styela clava is the source of this 1867-nucleotide messenger RNA. Its product is annotated as 26S proteasome non-ATPase regulatory subunit 11-like. The record is from RefSeq and is a predicted model, not a curated record. NCBI's taxonomy places the organism in Eukaryota, Metazoa, Chordata, Ascidiacea, Stolidobranchia, Styelidae.